UGCGUUUGCGAUAAAUGAUUACUCGAUAUCAUGUGAGCUACUUGGUAGGAAAAAUAUAAUAAUUGCUUAGUAGUCACAAAAUCUAACUAUAAAUUCGUCCCACUUCUCAUUGCCCAAACAAUAUCUUCUUAUUCAAUUUUUUUUUCAACAAUACUAGCUAGAAAACUGUGAAGAAAAUCAAAGAGGUAACGAGAAUUAAUGGCUGCUUGUAUUUAUGCAUGUCAAGUUAAUUGCCGUUCGCAAAAGCCUAUUAUUAUACCCAAAUGUAAGAACUUGAGAGCCUCAGUUUCGUCUACUUUGAAGCCAUUUUUGACAAAUUUAGAGCAUUUUCCCUUGAUAGUGGAUGUUCCAAAAGUUAUGAAGGAAACAGCUUUCAAAUUAUUGGAUACUUUUGUAGAUUUGACCUUUGAAUUUGUUGACCAACCUUUGUCCCCAUCUCAGAGUAAUUUUGCCCCUGUUGAUGAGAUUGGAGAAGCUGUGAGAGUAACCGCAAUGGAAGGGAAAAUUCCAAAUGAUUUUCCAGAGGGUGUUUACGUAAGAAACGGAUCAAACCCUCUUUAUGGAGGAUUUAAAUCAACCAAGUCAAUUUUUGGAAAAUCAAGCCAUCUGUGGAUUGAAGGUGAAGGAAUGCUUCAUGCUCUGUACUUCACAAAAGAAAAAGGAAAAGGCAGCAAAUGGAAUAUAUUAUACAAGAACAAAUAUGUUCAAACAGACACAUUCAACAUGGAAAAGAAUAGGAAGAAACCAGGUUUUCUUCCUAAUAUGGAAGGGGAUGCUCUUGCUGUUUUAAUGGCUUCCCUUUUAAAUGUGUUGAGAUAUGGUGUAUUACACAAAUAUCAAAGCAACACGAAUGUGUUUGAGCACUCAAAGAAGUAUUACUCAAUUGCUGAAAAUCAUAUGCCUCAAGAGAUAAACAUACAAACCCUAGAAACUCUGGGAAACUGGACUGUCAAUGGAGCUUGGAGUCAACCAUUCACAGCCCAUCCGAAGAAAGUUCUAGGCACCAACGAACUUGUUAUAAUGGGAAUUAAUCCACUAAUAAAGCCUUAUCUUGAGCUAGGAGUCAUUUCAGCUGAUGGAAAGCAAAUGGUUCACAAGGUGGAUCUCAAAUUCAAUAGGUGUAUUCUUUGCCAUGAAAUAGGAGUUACAAAGAGGUACAAUGUGAUUUUGGAUUUUCCACUAACUAUAGACAUAAGCAGACUUAUAAGGGGAGAAGAAUUAAUAAAAUACGAUAAAGAUGAAUAUGCAAGAAUUGGAAUAAUGCUUCGUUAUGGUGAUGCUAAUUCCAUCAAAUGGUUUGAAGUUGAACCAUGUUGUGUAUUUCACAUAAUAAAUUGUUUUGAAGAUAAUGAUGAGGUGGUGGUGAGGGCAUGCAGAUCUCGUCGAUCGAUUUUACCAAGACCGAAACUAACAGUAGACGAGCCUGAAUUGAGUCUGGAUGGGUUGAACGAGACGAGUUCCAGUAAAAAUAACGUUCAAUUGUCGAAAGAGCUUUUUUCUUUUUUUCACGUUUGUGAAUGGAGAUUAAACAUGAAAACAGGAGAAGUGAAGAUGAAAACUCCAACUACAACCGAAGAUCAGUUUGUUAUGGAAUUUCCAAUUAUCAAUGAGCACUUCAUUGGUCUUAAAAACAAAUUUGGUUAUCUACAACUUGUUGAUUCAGAAGCUUUCUCUAAUUACUUUGCAAAGAAUUCGUCAGGAGGAUUUGCUAAAUUUGGAGGGUUAGCCAAGCUUCAUUUUGAAGAAAGAGAAGUUGAAAUUUCUAAGGAUGACAAAGAAGAAGAGGAUUUGAUUAAGGUUGAGUAUCACAUUUUCCCAAAGAACACUUUCUGUACUGGAGCUACCUUUGUUCCAAAACUUGAAGGUGUUGAUGAGGAUGAUGGUUGGAUAGUGGCAUUCACACACAAUGAAAAUACAAAUGAAUCUCAAGUUUAUAUAAUUGAUGCAAAAAAAUUUGAAAGGGAGCCUGUUGCCAUCGUCAUAUUACCUUGUAGAGUGCCAUAUGGAUUUCAUGGAGCUUUUAUGCCAUUGAACUUAUAGAUAGUGUAGUAUAUAUAACCUAUGUUCGAACGUGGUUCUCUUCAAUGUAUAAUUGUGACCAGAUUAUUAUUAUAUGGAAAUAGCUGUUUCACUUGUAUUAUAUCUUUGAUAAAUCAAUACAUAUUUAGGCGAUUUGGCUUC
This is a messenger RNA of Lycium ferocissimum, 2181 nucleotides long. RefSeq names its product carotenoid 9,10(9',10')-cleavage dioxygenase 1-like. The coding region runs from base 199 to 2040 and encodes 613 amino acids. The transcript is spliced from 13 exons. Gene Ontology annotation, molecular function: carotenoid dioxygenase activity. Gene Ontology annotation, cellular component: chloroplast stroma. NCBI's taxonomy places the organism in Eukaryota, Viridiplantae, Streptophyta, Magnoliopsida, Solanales, Solanaceae. Gene Ontology annotation, biological process: carotene catabolic process. The record is from RefSeq and is a predicted model, not a curated record.